Molecule: messenger RNA, 1771 nt
Organism: Aspergillus saccharolyticus JOP 1030-1
Lineage: Eukaryota; Fungi; Ascomycota; Eurotiomycetes; Eurotiales; Aspergillaceae
Gene: ergS
Product: protein ergS
Exons: 2
Coding region: 1-1446 (481 amino acids)
Biological process (GO): phospholipid homeostasis
Molecular function (GO): aminoacyltransferase activity
Source: RefSeq, a predicted model, not a curated record
AUGACGCUCUCCUCCUACGAUGGCCGCAGCAUUGCCUCCAGCCGCACCAGCCACGACUCCAGCCCGCGCGUCGACAAGCCCGACCACAACCACGAGGACAGCGACGAGACCGGCACCACCCACCGCAUCGUCACCCUCCACGGCCGCUGCAGCAUGGACAGCAUCCGGCCGCUGAUCGCGCGCUACGGACAGGUCUCGCACAUGGGCAUCCUGGACCCGAGCUACAGUCUCUUCGUGAACACGACCCGCACCGCCGCGCUGUGCUUCAAGGUCUGCAACCGCGUCGCCAUAGUCUCCGGGGACCCCAUGUGUCCGCCGGAGCUGUUCGCCUCCGUGCUGUCGGAGUUCCGGGCGUGGCGGAAGACGCAGCGGUUAGGCUUGUCCUUCCUCGGGACGAGCGAGCGCAUGGUCGACUACGCCCACCAGACCACGACCGGUCACGAACACUGGACGAUCCUGGAGUUCGGCCGCGAGCGCGUCCUCGACCCCACCACCAACCCGGUGGUGCACGAGCAGCAGCAGAUGGGGAAAAGGAUUCUCAUGCAGAACCGACAGCUGCUCAAUCCCACCAAGGGCGGCAUCGAAUUAGAUGUCUACGUCCCUCCACUUCCCUCGUCCACCUCCCCCUCACUCUCAGCAUCCCAAUCCGAACUGGAAUCCAACCUCUCCGCCAUCUACACCAGCUGGUGCCACCACCGUAACACAUCCCAAGACACUCCCUCCCCCUCCCCUUCCAGCCAAUCCUCCACCCAGAAACCCCAGUCGCAAGCAUAUAUCACCACCUACACUCCGCUAAGCCACCCGCACCGCACCCUCCUCACCUACCUCUACACCCUCGACCCGACCACCAAGAAACCCAACGGCCUCGCCGUCCUCCGCUACCUCGGCGCCCACAACGGCUACCACCUCGACCCCUGCAUCGCGCUGCCCAACAGCCCCAAGGGGAUUUCCGACUUGUUGGUCUUCGCCGCGAUGGCCCUCCUCCGGGAGAUGGGCUGCCGGUAUUUAACCCUGGGGUUUGAGCCCUUCGAGGAGCUGGGGCGGCAUGGAGCUGGCGCUGGGGCUGUGGCCGGCCUAACCUCCCCGCUAAUCGAGCGCCUAACACGCCGGGCAUAUCGGUUCGCCUUCGCCCGCUUACCCGUGCAAGGAAAGCGGGCGUAUUUCGAUAAGUUCCGGCCGGAUCCGGAGAAGGAAGGGGGCUUGUUUCUGAUGUUUGUUGCGGAGGAUGAUCACCAUGAUCCUGAUCAGGAGUAUGGAAAGGGGAAUGGGAAAGAGAACGGAGGGGAUCGUCAUGGGUGGGACAGAUGGAACUUGAACCACCUCCGAAGACGACGGGCGGGGUUGCUGCUCGGGACUCCGGAGAUCCGGCAGGUGAUUGGGGUGGCGCAUUUUGCGAAUAUCCGGAUUCGGAGGGUGGUUUGGGGAGAUUUCAAGUUUGUGAGGUAGAGUAGAUAGAGGGGGCCAAGGGAGUGUGUAUAUAUGUGAACGACGGUGGAGGGUGGUACUUAUCGGAGCGUGCUGUUUUGGUGUUGCUUGGUUGGGUUGGUUGUAUAGCGUUGCGUUGGGUCUUUUGCAUAUUACAUAUACGGAGUCUCUAUACGUUAUGAGGGAUGGCUUGAGUUGAGUAUAUAUCUAUCUAUCUGUUGGUGUUGAUGUUGGAAUUAGACUAAAAUGUGAUUCGCAUGCAUUCUCUUUAAGCCUCUUGCUGUGCUUUUGAAUGUAUUACAUUAUAUGUCACGUUUCAUGAAGUAAGACAAUAUGGCCGAGCGGU